Messenger RNA from Botrytis deweyae, 582 nucleotides. RefSeq lists its product as uncharacterized. The transcript is spliced from 2 exons. The record is from RefSeq and is a predicted model, not a curated record. NCBI's taxonomy places the organism in Eukaryota, Fungi, Ascomycota, Leotiomycetes, Helotiales, Sclerotiniaceae. The coding region runs from base 1 to 582 and encodes 193 amino acids.
AUGUCACGAACACACAAGUCUAGUACCGCUCUUGCGGAAAAAUUUUCUAUAGAAGACUAUGAUUCAAUUCUACUUCCAAUUUACACUUAUUUUGCAGAAUACGAAGAUCAUCGGAAGCGACUUCGCAUGAGACAGAUUUAUUGGAUCCCAACCGGUCAUGAUGAAUUGCAAGGCAAUGGAGUAGUUUUUCUAAGCGAAACGUACAAAAUAUUGGCGGAUGGAAAGACGUUUCCCAAACCAAAGGAAGGGUUAAGGUCAAUGUUUCAUAUCAAACCAAGAAACCGAGAUAGGCUUUUCGAAUUAAUAGAUAUGUUGUAUAAGGGCAGAUCUAUCUGGAACAAAAUGAGCGGAAGCCAUCAGGUCAGGAAAAAUCAUUUGGCCUUUCUUGACCUUUUGAAGAAAGACAAAGUCAUUGAGGAUAGUUAUGAAACCUCAAAAGCAUACUUUCAGAAAGAUUUUGAGAAGGAAUGUGAAACGAUGCGCGAGAAAAUGAUCAAGAAUAAGACUGCACAGCCAAAAGAUCUCAGUCCGAAUCAAAAAGAAGCGAAGAAACCAAACCCUGUACCUCAUGGUAAACUUUAG